AUGAACAAUAUCCUUCAAUCUCGAGAAAACAUUCAAAACGGGACUGGUACAAAUAAUAAUGUAAGUCGUGUCUUUUCAAAAUGAAAAAAUGUCAUUUUAGUCAAGACCAAAUGUAAUAUUAAUCGACCAGUCGAGAAAUGAACAAUUCACGCUUCGUAACGGAUUUAGAAACCUUCAACGACAUUUCAGAAAUCAGUGGACAUUUGAAGUGUAAGUCACCCCACCCUACCCUUGCCUUGCCUGUGCCUUGCCUGUGCCUUGCCUGUGCUUUGCCUUACUGUAUCCUACCUUAUAUAAUCGCCCUACUUUAUUCUAUUCUACUGUACCCUAUCUUACUUUGUCUUAUCCUACUUUAACAUAAUUUGUCCUACUGUGCUGUUUCCUACUCUACCCUAUCUUAUCUUACUUACUGUUUCGCACAGUGAUGUGCCUUCUUCUUUCUCUACCCAAUCUAUCCUAUACUCACUUGCCCUACCCUAUGGUGCCGUACCUUCAUCUUACCUUACCCUACCCUUUAGUAGCUUAAGUUAAGCCAAUAUUUUUUCAGAAACGAAGAUGAAAUCAUUGGUUCAACAUUGGAAAACUGUAAAAUACUGGUGAUUCCUGGUCCAAAUGGCAAAUUUUAUACAUCUGAAGUAAGGGAUUUUUAUUAAUUUUUUGCAAUUUUAGGUAAAAUACGUUUCUACUACCCGAUUAUUUUACUGCACGGUUAUGUACAACCCUAGUCAAGAACAUUUUACAAAGUUUAACAAGUUUUAAUGCUUAAAAAUGCAAUUUCUCUAAACUUUCUUUAACAAAAGGCUUAGAGUUAUAAAUAAAAACCGUUUUCAGUUUGAUGAAAUUCGAAACUUUAUCAAUUCCGGCGGUAGUUUGUUGGUAACUUUGGGCGAAGGAGGAGAGAAGGCUUCAGACACUAACAUCAACUACUUGUUGGAAGAGUUUGGAAUCGUUUUUAAUAACGGUAGGCUUAUCUAUGACUUUUUUUGAAAUUAGUUUUAAAGUCAGAUAUCUUACCCUACCCUGUCCUACCCUACCCUACAUUACCCUACCCCACUGUACCUUGGCCUACUUUACCGUACCUUACCUUACCGUAUCCUACAUUGCCUUAUCCUAUCGUAUGUUACCAUAACUUUAGUACCGUAUAGAACCGUGCCGUGCCCUUCUAUUUUUUCUACCUUACCGUAGAUUACAGUACACCGUUAUCUGCCCUAUCCUACCCUACACGAUCAUAACCUACUUUUUGUAACAGUAAACUAUCUUUCAGACUCAGUAGUCCGUACAGUGUAUUACCGUGGCUACUUCGACCCGAAAGAAGCGUUCAUCACAAAUGGCGUUUUGAAUCGAGGUUUGGCCGUGGCGGCGGGUAAAAACCCAACAAAUUUGGUGGAUGAUGGGAAUAAUAAUCAGUAAGGUCUUACAAUUUAAAAAAAAAUUUUUUAAGUUAACAAAUUUCAAAAAAUGUCAUUUUUAGGUAACAAAAUUAAAAAAAAGUCAUUUUUUGGCAAAAAAUUUCAAAAAAUUUAUUUUUAGGUAACAAAAUUUUAAAAAAGUCAUUUUUUGGCAAAAAAUUUCAUUUUUAGGUAACAAAAUUUAAAAAAAGCCAUUUUUAGAUAAAAAAUUUCAAAAAAAGUCAUUUUUAGGUAACAAAUUUUAAAAAAAAUAUUUUUUGACAGAAAAUUUAAAAAAAUUUUAUUUUAGGUAACAAAAUUUUAAAAAAAUUAGUUUUAGGUAACAAAAUUUAAAAAAUUUUUUUUAUAAAAAAAAUUUAAAAAAAGUGAUUUUUUAGGUAACAAAACCUAUUUUUUUUUAAUUUUAAUUUUUUUUAAUUCCAGAGCCCUGUCGUUUGUUUAUCCAUUUGGCUCAACAUUGACAGUAACAAAAGAAACAAUUCCACUAUUAUCGACCGGCUCUGUUUGCUUUCCAAUGAAUCGACCAAUUUGUGCUGGGAGGGUUACUGAGGUACGUUUUAAAACAAAGGGUAGGACAGGGUAUAGAUCUGAAAGAAGGAUCACUCGGCCAGGCCGGCCCUGGUCCAUACUAAGGUUAAAGGGCUAGGCCGAUCGGAAGCUAAGACUCGGGGCUACUAUAGGUCUAGUAGAGUAGGAUAAGAUAAGAUGUGUUAAGAUACGAUAACGUACGAUAUGGUAGAGUUGUAUGGUAGAGUUCGAAUUGUACUUUCAUAUUUCGUAUUUUACGCAUUUUUUUUCAGAAUGGUGGAAAAAUUGUGGCACUCGGCUCAACUCAUAUGUUAACUGACAGCUACUUUGAGGAAAAGGAAAAUGACAAAGUUAUUGUGAGUUUAGCUAUCAAAUAACAAAAAAAGUAUUUUAAUCGUAAAAAAUGGCAUAAACUUUCUUUACAAACUAAUUUUUUAGACAAAAUUAUAGCACUUGCAAAGCCGACGUAUAACUUGUCAGCUGCAGCCUGCGCUGCCUGAAAUUUACGUUUUUAGUCUUAAAAAUUGUAAAAUGGCAAGAACUUUCUUUACAAAACAAAAAAUGGCAAGAACUUUCUUUACAAAACAAAAAAUGGCAGUAAUUUUCAUUACAAGACACAAAGUAGCAAGAACUUUCUUUACAAAACAAAAAGUUGCAAAAACUUUCUUUACAAAACAAAAAAUGGCAAGAACUUUCUUUACACUCUAUCUAAUUUCAGAAUGUCUUAUUCAAAUUUCUAUCAGAAAACAUGGAAAUGAACCGCCUUGACAUAGAAGCUCCAGACCUAGCCGAUCCUCAUACCAUCCCGGAUAACUUGGUCUUAUCAAGAGGAUUCAAAAUGUGUGUUCAAGAAAGCGACGUUCAGCAGAAUUUACCGGUCGGAGAUGUCACCAAAAUCUUUGAAAGUACUGUAAAGUCAUUGGAUUUGCAUAUGUGGCCGGAGUGCAUCAAGUAGGUUAAGAAUUUUGAAAUUUUCGCUGUUGGAAAGAAAGUUCUUGCCAUUUCUUGUUUUGUAAAUAAAGUCUUUGCUAUUUUUUGGUUUGUAAAGAAAGUUAUUGCCAUUUUUUAGUUUGUAAAGAAAGUUCUUGCCAUUUUUUAGUUUGUAAAGAAAGUUAUUGCCAUUUGUUCAUGUUGUUUGAUAACAAAAAAACAAAUUUGUAAAUUUUGACGAUAUUCCACAAAAGUUAUUGAUUUUUCGACGAAGUGUCACAAAUUUUAUCGGAUUUUGAAAAAUAUGAUUUCAGAGCCUACUCUAAGCUGGACCUAAAACAAGAGCCCUUAACUUUGGUACCACCCGUUUUUGAAUGUCCGCAGCCUCCAUUAACUCCAGCUGUAUUUCCACCCUGCUACAGAAAUCUACCCCCACCAACGCUCGAAUUAUUCGAUUUGGACGACGCAUUCUCUUCUCAAGAAGCCAGAAUGGCCCAAAUUACAAACAGAUGUAACCCUACCCUACCCUACCCUAUCAUACCCUACCCUGCCCUACCCUACCCUACCCUACCCUACCCUACCCUACCCUACCUUCCCCUCCCCUCUUACUCUGCUGCACCAUACUGUACCUAUCCGUACCUUGCUUUACAGUACCCUACUCAACCUUAUUGUAUAAUACCUUAUUCUACUCUACCGUAUCAUGUCCUAUAGAGCCUCACCGUAUUCUGAAGCACCUUAUCCUAUCUUACCAUACUUAGCUCUAUUUUACCCCGCCCAAAUCUGACUUUCUAAAAUAUAUUUACGGCAUUUCAGGUUCUCCAAAAGACAUUUCAACUUAUAUAAAGGAAGUUGGGCAGAUGUUGGGUAUUACUGACUCAUUAUCACCUUCAAACCGAGGUCCAAAGGAGAUAUUGGAGCAUGCCAUGCUUCAAAUGAUCGAAUUCAAACAGCUGAAUUACGUAUGUUUUUUUUUAAUUUUGUUACCUAAAAAUGGAUUUUCUAUUCAGAACUGUCAUUUUUGUAGUUUGGCGUAAGUCAAAAAAGUAUUGUCGUCAAUUUACAUUACUUUCAACAGUAAAAAACGACAAGACUUUUUUUGCUUAAUUUUUUAAAAAGCUUUGAUUUCAAAACUUAAAGACUACGUAUUUUAUAAUCUAAAACUUCAUUUCAGGACGAAAAUGAUGCUCAUUUGUAUGCUCCAGACGACCAGACCAACAUCUUCGACCAGCCGGCUGACGGGGAUUACUUUUCGGAUAUUGAUGACUAUGAUGACAUUAUUGAAUGA
Bursaphelenchus okinawaensis is the source of this 4152-nucleotide messenger RNA. The record is from the annotation of a GenBank genome assembly. Lineage: Eukaryota; Metazoa; Nematoda; Chromadorea; Rhabditida; Aphelenchoididae.